Paramecium sonneborni is the source of this 1019-nucleotide messenger RNA. The record is from the annotation of a GenBank genome assembly. Lineage: Eukaryota; Ciliophora; Oligohymenophorea; Peniculida; Parameciidae.
AUGAGUAUGUCUUUGUCAAAAUUUCCAUCAAUAGAAAUUAUAAAAGUAGCUGGUUCAGGCACUUUUGGUAAGAAAUAAAAAUAUUCAAAGGAUAUGUCUUUGAAGCAUAUGAUCAUAACACAAAAUAAAAAGUUGCUUUGAAAAGAAUUGAGAAAGUUGGAAAUCUGUUAAGCAGAGAAUACGAGAUACUAUUUGAAAUUAAAGAAUGUGAUCAUAUAGUUAAAAUACUUGUAAAUUAUUUAGUUAAAAUAGGAUUUUUUUUAUUCGAGAACAGAUGCGGGUAAAUUAAUUCAAAAUAUUGUGUUUGAAUAUAUGGAGGAUAAUCUCGAGAAUAGAAUAUAAACAUAUGUAAAAUAAGGUAAAAUCUUCUCUGAAUUGACCAUCAAGUCAUAUAUUUAUCAAAUUUUAAAAGGAUUAUAGUUUAUCCAUAAAAAAGGAAUAGCUCAUAGAGAUUUAAAGCCGUAAAUUUAUUUGUUAAUAUAAAUUAGAGAAAAUAUUUUAAUAAAUGAGAAGGAAAUAGUUAAAUUAUGUGAUUUUGGAAGUUCUAAGAUGAUAAAUUCACAUGGUUAAAAUACUCCAUAUAUUGUAUCAAGAUAUUAUCGUGCACCUGAAUUAAUUUUAUGUGUAACAAAAUAUGAUGUGUCUAUUGAUAUUUGGGCUUUGGGUUGUAUAAUGGGAGAGUUAGUAAUAAAAGAAGCUCUUUUUAAAGGAAAAAGUGAAGGAGACUAAUUAUUUGCAAUAUUAAAAGUGAUGGGAAGUUUUAAUUAAAGUGAGAUUGAUUAUUUUGCAAAUAAAGUACCAUUUGAUCAUAAAAUAUUUUUCAAAGAAUUGUAAAAGUAUAAAAAAUAAAAUCUGAAAGAGAAAUUUAGUUAAUUGAAGGAUUUGGAUAACUUUUUGGAUCUUCUUAAGUAAUAUAUAUCUAAUAUUUUAGUUUAAUGUUACAAUACAAUCCCGAGAAAAGAAUUAGCGCUAAUGAUGCUUUAAAGCAUCCGUUUUUUAAAGAUGUAGCAAAUGAAUGA